Zygotorulaspora mrakii is the source of this 1221-nucleotide messenger RNA. Its product is annotated as NHP6B family protein. Bases 1 to 1221 code for a protein of 406 amino acids. NCBI's taxonomy places the organism in Eukaryota, Fungi, Ascomycota, Saccharomycetes, Saccharomycetales, Saccharomycetaceae. The record is from RefSeq and is a predicted model, not a curated record. The transcript is spliced from 2 exons.
AUGGGUGCUUGGAUUUCCCACGAUCAUCCAUUGCAAUUCCAGCAACUUGAUCAUACGGAUAAUCAAUUUCAUUCACCUCCACAACAACAAAGUUUGAAUCAAUUUCAGCCUCAAGCUUUUCAACCACCAUAUCAUCAACAGUUUCAACAGCAAUUUGGUGGACAAGGUAGUCAACAGCAGUUUAAUCAGAUAAGACAGCAACCGCAGCAGCCACAACAACAGCAUCACCAACAUCAAUCGCAGCAGCAACAUCAAUCGCAGCAGCAACGUCAAUCGCAGCAGCAACCGCAACACACACUGUCUAAUCAACAAUCGCAACAACAGCAAGCUCAAUAUUCACAAGCAGGUCUACCUCAUCAACCAAAUAAUAGUAUACCUCAAUUACCUCAGGACUUCAGUUAUAUUCAGGGCAAUUCGGGUGUUCAAACCAUCAAUCAACAACAAUUAUCUGAACUAAUGUAUAACUCUUUUCUGUCACAUUUGGCUCAGAAACAAGUCUCUACUGCUCUAACGAGCGCUCUUGGGACUGCUUCUCAUAUCAACCCAGCUACAGCGGCAGCAGCUGCAGGUAAUACUUUUCUUAAUCAGCCUACUCAAAGAUAUUUCCACAAUAAUGUAAGCAAUUCAGCUACAAUGAUGGAUGCAACUCAUCCGGCUAUGAUGCAACCAUCUCAGGAAGUUCAGGUUCAAGCACCUCAACCAGUUGCCAAGAAAAUGUCAUCUACUCAAAGUAGAAUUGAGAAGAGGAAACAGCUGAAAAAGCAAGGCCCAAAGAGACCCUCUUCAGCAUAUUUCUUGUUCUCUAUGUCAAUAAGAAACGAUCUUUUGCAACAAUUUCCAGAAGCCAAGGUUCCUGAACUAUCUAAACUCGCCUCUGCCAAAUGGAAAGAACUGACUGAUGAUCAAAAGAAGCCAUACUAUGAAGAAUUCAGAGUAAAUUGGGGCAAAUAUAGGGUGUUAAGGGACGAAUAUGAAAAAACUUUACCACCCAAGAGACCUUCAGGCCCAUUCAUUCAGUUUACUCAAGAAGUUCGUCCAAUUGUUGUCAAGGAAAAUCCUGAUAAAAAUUUAAUUGAAGUAACAAAGAUGAUUGGUGAGAGAUGGCGUGGAUUGGAUCCUGAGAAAAAAGCAGAGUACACGGAAACUUACAAGAGGAGAUUGAAGGAAUGGGAAAGUUGUUACCCAGAAGAGACUAGUGAAAAAACUUCUAAGAAAAAAUAG